Molecule: messenger RNA, 426 nt
Organism: Mucor velutinosus
Lineage: Eukaryota; Fungi; Mucoromycota; Mucoromycetes; Mucorales; Mucoraceae
Exons: 1
Coding region: 1-426 (141 amino acids)
Source: RefSeq, a predicted model, not a curated record
AUGUGGAAACGAGAGCGAAUGAUGGUUGAUGUUAUAUCCGUCAAACCCGCUACACCAUUACCGCUAUCGUCAGCUUACCAGCACAGCCCUUCUUUACUGAUAAACAACAAUCAUAGCAACCUUCCUCCUCCUCCUCCUCCUCCUCCUCCACUUUUGCAAAAUAGACCAUGCUAUCCGUUUGAUAGCCAUAUCCAUGACGAUGUAAACAACUUCUAUGCAGGCAAUGAAUAUAACCAAUUUGGAGACAUCAAACCACCCAGCACAAAGCGGCCCUUAUCUGUCCAUGAAAGCAUGCCAUCCAAAAGACAGAAAUCCUUAAAUGCACUGCCAUCAUCAUCCGCAUCCACAUCCCAGCCAAAGAGCUCAUACACAUUCACUUCAAAACCGUAUGAUUACAUGGACAACAACAUCAUGUACGAUUACUGA